Molecule: messenger RNA, 315 nt
Organism: Rotaria sordida
Lineage: Eukaryota; Metazoa; Rotifera; Eurotatoria; Philodinida; Philodinidae
Source: the annotation of a GenBank genome assembly
AUGACUAACGAUGAUGAUGAUGAUAAUUAUCCAGGUAAACUUCUUCAUCAAGCUGCACUUUAUUUAAAUGUUGAUCUACUUAAAGAUCUUCUAAUAGGUGAUGAAAUUAAUAAUAUUGAUGCAACUGAUCGUUUUGGUUGUACACCAUUACAUACAGCAUGUAUAUCAGCUGCACAAGCAACACUUCAAAAUGAUACUAGAAUUCUUGAUUCAUCAUUAGAAUUUAUUAUGGUACUUAUUGAUCAUGGUGCUGAUUUAAAUGUACAAACGGGUGAACAUUAUGAUUAUAAAGUAAGAAGAAUAAGUUUAUUAUGA